Molecule: messenger RNA, 2365 nt
Organism: Pygocentrus nattereri (red-bellied piranha)
Lineage: Eukaryota; Metazoa; Chordata; Actinopteri; Characiformes; Serrasalmidae
Gene: abcf2b
Product: ATP-binding cassette, sub-family F (GCN20), member 2b
Exons: 15
Coding region: 178-2022 (614 amino acids)
Molecular function (GO): ATP binding; ATP hydrolysis activity
Source: RefSeq, a predicted model, not a curated record
ACGGGGCUCGAACAGUGACCAAGUAAGGAGAACAGAGCCGGGCUCUGUAACUACCACGUUCAGAGUCAAUUAAGGAAAGUAGAGCUGGUCUCUAUAACAGCUGUAUAACGUUAAACUAUCACCAGCACCAGUUAUCGCUCAACAAGCCCUUCCCCCAGGUUGCUGUGCUCUGCGGCCAUGCCCUCAGACCUUGCUAAGAAGAAGGCUGCAAAGAAGAAGGAGGCAGCCAAAGCUCGUCAGCGUGUCAAAAAGCAUGAGGAGGUGAACGUGGAGGCAGAGCAAACGGAGGAAAAUGGAGUGGUUCCAAAUGGCGAAGCAAAUGGAGAUGUUACUGCCUUGGCUAAAGAGCUGGAUGAGUUUGAAUUGCGUAAGAUGGAAGCUCGAGCAGUCACAGGCGUCUUGGCAUCCCAUCCAAACAGUACAGAUGUUCACAUCAGCAGUCUUUCGCUUACGUUCCAUGGCCAGGAGCUGCUGAGUGACACAAGCCUGGAGCUGAACUCAGGCAGACGCUACGGUCUUAUUGGCCUCAAUGGAACAGGAAAAUCCAUGCUCCUGUCUGCUAUUGCCCAUCGAGAGGUUCCCAUCCCAGAGCACAUAGACAUCUAUCAUCUGACACGCGAGAUGGCUCCCAGUGAGAAGACAGCAUUGCAGUGUGUCAUGGAGGUUGACGAUGAGAGGAUCAAACUAGAGAAGGAAGCAGAGAGACUAGCCCAUGAGGACUCAGAGUGUGAGAAACUGAUGGAGAUUUAUGAGCGUUUGGAGGAGCUGGACGCAGACAAAGCUGAAGUUCGAGCCUCACGGAUUCUGUAUGGUUUGGGCUUCACUCCAGCCAUGCAACGCAAAAAGCUAAAGGACUUCAGUGGUGGCUGGAGAAUGCGUGUCUCACUGGCCAGAGCUCUGUUUAUUAAGCCCUUCAUGUUGCUGCUGGAUGAGCCCACCAACCACCUUGACCUGGAUGCCUGUGUGUGGCUAGAAGAAGAGCUAAAAUCGUUCAAGCGAAUUCUUGUACUCAUCUCGCACUCCCAAGACUUUUUGAAUGGCGUUUGCACCAACAUCAUUCAUCUGCACAACAGGAAACUCAAAUACUACACUGGUAAUUAUGAUCAGUACGUAAAGACGAGGGAGGAGCUGGAGGAGAACCAGAUGAAACGCUACAACUGGGAGCAGGACCAGAUAGCGCACAUGAAGAACUAUAUUGCUCGAUUUGGUCACGGCUCAGCUAAACUUGCCCGCCAGGCUCAGAGCAAAGAGAAGACACUGCAGAAGAUGGUGGCCUCAGGCUUGACUUCCCGUGUAGUCAACGACAAGACUCUGUCAUUUUAUUUUCCUCCCUGUGGGAAGAUCCCCCCUCCUGUCAUCAUGGUGCAGAAUGUUUGUUUCAGAUAUUCUGAGGACACGCCAUAUAUUUAUAAGAACUUGGAGUUUGGCAUUGACCUGGACACACGGGUGGCUCUAGUGGGGCCCAAUGGAGCUGGGAAGUCCACACUACUGAAACUGUUGAUGGGAGAGCUCCUCCCAACUGAUGGUAUGAUCAGAAAGCAUUCACAUGUAAAGAUUGGCAGGUAUCACCAGCAUCUGACAGAACAGCUGGAGUUAGAUCUGUCGCCCCUUGAGUAUAUGAUGAAAUGCUACCCAGAGAUCAAAGAGAAAGAAGAGAUGAGAAAGAUCAUUGGACGCUAUGGCCUUACAGGCAAACAACAGGUGAGCCCCAUUAGAAACCUCUCAGAUGGUCAGAAGUGCCGUGUUUGCUUUGCCUGGCUGGCCUGGCAGAACCCCCACAUGCUGUUCCUGGAUGAACCGACUAAUCACUUGGAUAUUGAGACAAUUGAUGCACUAGCUGAUGCCAUCAGUGAGUUUGAGGGAGGGAUGAUGCUGGUCAGUCACGACUUCAGACUUAUCCAGCAGGUGGCUCAGGAGAUCUGGGUGUGUGAGAAGCAGACCAUCACGAAAUGGAACGGGGACAUUCUGGCAUACAAGGAGCAUUUGAAGUCAAAAAUCGAUAAACAGACGCAUGACGUUUAAAGCUCUAAAAACUGGACUUUUCCUUCUAUAUCAUGGAUAGAUUAUUUUCUUGCUCCUCUUAUUAUAUGCAUGUAAUCUAAGGACUUCAAACAGCACUGUUUUUUGGACUUCCCCUAAAACUUUUGAGAGUGGAUUGUAAAUUGCAUUUCAGUGCAUCAAUGUGCAGUCAUGGCAGAUCAAAAAUCGACUGCAUAUAUCUUCUGGCCCUUCGACAUGUGCAGAAUUCUACAACCCCAAUUCCAAUGAAGUUGGGACGUUGUGUGAAACAGAAUACGAUGAUUUGCAAAUCCUUUUCAAUCUAUAUUCAAUUGAAUACACUACAAAGACAAAAUAUUUAAUGUUC